Molecule: messenger RNA, 773 nt
Organism: Musca domestica (house fly)
Lineage: Eukaryota; Metazoa; Arthropoda; Insecta; Diptera; Muscidae
Exons: 2
Coding region: 93-653 (186 amino acids)
Source: RefSeq, a predicted model, not a curated record
GCCUCACUGGUAAGCCUCACAGUAAAGCUCUUAUUAAUAGUUGUAGCACUCGCACCCACAGCGUAGAGUACGGAUUCAACAACAACCAAAAAAUGUUUUUCACCAAGGCAGCAAUAAUUUUAACUCUAUUCUGGGCCGCAGUAACCUAUGGCGAGGAGAAAAACUGGACCUAUGAAUUGAUUAGCAUAGAGGCAACCACCACCGAUCCCGAUGUGGCCGACAUUGCAGUGAAGGAAAAACGCAUUGGUCGCGGCCUGUAUGCCUUCAGCGGGUUUCUGGAUUUCAAAACGGAAUUAGACGAUACGACAGUGGUCGAUGUAAGGGUCUAUCGUAGUUCCACAGAACGUGAACAGGACUAUCAGUUGACACCAUUCGUGAUAGACAAUGAAGUUCUAACGAAUUUCAUUAAUUUCCACUACAAGGCCUACAUUAUGCCUUCGAUCAAGGAAUGUGCUCCCGAUGCUCCGCAAUUCGAGGGCGAUGAUGAGUUUGUGGCUCCGUUCAGUGCAAUGCGUAUCGAUGUGAAUAAUUGUGAUGUCCCCGUGGAUGGUUUCCCCAAUCUCUUGGAAUAUGGGUUGUAUAAAAUUGAGGCCUAUGCCCGUAAUGAUAUUGAAAUGUUUUUAAAGGUUGUCGUUAGGGUAGAGAGGCCAUAAAGUGAGAGAGGAAAAUUAUGUGAGAAUAUUUGAAUGUGGAAAUAUUUUCGAAUUGCUUAUAUUUUAUAUAUUUUUGUGGACAUUCAAAUACAAUUAUUUAAUAAAAAUUCAGUAAAUUGA